Molecule: messenger RNA, 2781 nt
Organism: Nerophis lumbriciformis (worm pipefish)
Lineage: Eukaryota; Metazoa; Chordata; Actinopteri; Syngnathiformes; Syngnathidae
Gene: nectin4b
Product: nectin cell adhesion molecule 4b
Biological process (GO): homophilic cell-cell adhesion; heterophilic cell-cell adhesion
Cellular component (GO): adherens junction
Source: RefSeq, a predicted model, not a curated record
UGCCUUCGCACGUGCUCUACACAGCACAUUUUCGCGCUCCUUCCGUGUGUAUAAACGUUUAAUUUUGACGCUUUUUUCCCCCCAAUAUUUUUUUUAACCACAGUACUUUACUCUUUCUAAAUGUAGAUUACACUAUCUCACUAGAAAUUGUGAUAAAACUAUUUCCGGUGGGUUUUUUUCCCCUUAGUUUACAUUAUACACAAUCGCUGUAAAAACUCACACACUUUCUUACAAACUGCCAACUUCAAGCAAAUGUCUGUUUAUUUUUUUUUUAAUAUGGAAGUUUUUCACCGGCUAGUGUAAAAGAGAGUUUAUUUGUGGACCUAGGAUGGACCAAUCGGUUCUUGGUUGGAUUCUGGGCUGCUUGUUGCGUUUGCUCCUCUCUGUGGCGUGUGCUCAGGGCGUCUUCAUCGAGCCCCUUAAAUCCGUCACCUGGCAGCGCUCCAUGGCCGAGAGUACCACCAGGCUGCCGUGUCGCUACCAGCCUUUGGUGGGCGAGAAGGUGGUGCAGGUCACAUGGUACAAGGAGCUGCGAGGCGGUACCAAGGAUCAGAUCACCACAGCCCACUUCGCGGACGGACACACAGAGUUUGGACGCUACUCGGGUCGUGUGAGGUUUGAGAGCAGCAGCCCCACAAUGAACUCGGCGCUGCUCAUCCCCAACACGGAGGAAUCAGACGACGGCACCUACAUUUGCCAAGUCUCCACUUUCCCCAACGGCAACUUUGAGAGACGCAUCACGCUCACCGUCUGGAUUUUACCCAUUGCCUCCCUGGAGCCGGUGGUCCUGACGGAGGGUCAGCCGUUCAGCGUGGCCGCCUCUUGUCGUGCCGUGGGCCGCCCGCAGCCCACCCUCUCUUGGGACACUGACCUGCCUGGCCUCUCCCAGAACCGCACCAACGAGGGCGGCUCCGUGUCCAGCUACUACUCCCUCCACCCGCUCCGCAGCAUGAACGGGAAGCGGCUCGACUGCCUGGUGCAGCAUCCCGCCCUGGAACGCCCGCGUAGGAUCUCCAACCAGCUCGUGGUCCACUACCCCCCAGACGCUGUCAUCUCUGCCUCGACAGACGAUUGGUUUGCCGGGUUGGAGCAAGCGACGCUCAACUGCGAUGUUGGCGGCGGCUUCCCAGCGCCACAAAAUAUCACCUGGAUGCGGAGGGGCGAAACUUUGCCAGACGGUGUCUCGGUGGUCGGAGGCAGUCUGACGUUUGAACGAGGCAUCCGCCUGAAUGACAGCGGCCUGUAUGAGUGUGUGAUGACUAACGCAGUUGGCGCGGCAAAGGCUGAGUACUUGAUGACGGUGACAGAGAAAUCCCAUCGCAAGGAAACGUCCUUAUCCGACAACCUGCUACUCAUCAUCAUUGGCGCCUCAGCCACCACCAUCGUUGUGGUCCUGGUCGUCACUGUGCUGCUGGUCCUCCGCCGCCAUCGGCACCGCAACAAGAAGUUGAAGAUGGAGCUCAGCGAAAAAAAGGAGGAAAUCAGCAAUCUGUCCAGACAAGCUUCCUUCAGGAGACUUCCCUCUGUCAGCUCUGACCCACGGGUUGAGGAUUACUCUCUGCUCGGGUCAGACAGCCGCAUAAAAAACAGCCAAAUAUCUCUGGAGCGACCCAACUAUAAUGGCAGCAUGUCCACUCUGGGUGGGCGUUGGGUGCCUGUGGUGGGGCUGGAGGCGGACGUGACGGGGCGUCCCGUCGUCUGGCUCGAAGGCGGAACUGACAGCAAAAAGGAGGUGCAGAGAAGGAGGGCGGGGUCGUAUCUGAAGAGCAGCAACAUGUCGCUGGUACUGGAUUCCGGUCUUCCGUUGUCCCAGCUUCCCCUGAGAGACCAACCGGACGACAUUGUCGGACCAAGAGAGGUCGCCGUCCCCUCGCAGGUGGAAGACUGGAAUCCCUCCCAGCUGACGCCGCCAGGGCAGCUGGAAGACGAAGAGGACGGCGGCGCCUACCGUCUGUCCGAGGCGCUCACCAAUCACUUCUACUAUAGCAACGGCGUCCUCAGGCCCAAGCCGCACACCAACGGCAUCUUGCUACACCCUCAUGGUCAGGUGAUCUAGAGAAGGUCUCGCCCAAUAACAAUUGAGCUCCAAGGCUUGCUGGACUAGCCAGAAUGAGCCUUGUGGAUAACUGUGGUCCUGAAUCUGUGCUUUAUUUUUGGUACGAAAUGAACUUAAGAGUCAGUAAGGGACCGUCAUCAAUGUGCAACCUUCAGCAGUGCACUCUGGAGGGCACACUUCUAAGUGACACCACCCUAUUGCCGCGGGCACAGCCUCCUGACUUUGUUUCUCGUAACAAUGGCCGCUUGGUUUUAGAUAAACCACAGUGAGGUCACAUUUUUUGAGGUGGACCAGUGCCUUCAUUCCAGAUUCUCUCAUAUUGUCCACAUAACAUACACACUUAACAAGAACCUUGAAACUGCUAAAAAAAAAUAAAAAAAACUUUCUAUUCCUCAUUCUAUGGUUAUCAUCACACUUUUCCUCCCGGCCAUCCAGUGGUUAUUUUCUGUAGUGGCAUCACAAAAAAGCAAGAGAAAAUGCUUAACACUCCUAUGGAGUGAAUCUAUGAAGAUCAUCGUUUAUACUGAAAGUUUGAAUUUAGAGGCAGAUUUUAUUUAACAUUUUAGGUUGAGCUCCCACUUUUUGGGUGAUUUGGAGGUUCAACUGCAUAAAUGUAGUAAUGAUAAUCAGUGUUUCCCACUAGACUACAGUCUGCAUUUGUUUAAUCGGCCGUGAUGCAUGUGCAUAUUAUUUUUAUGGGAAAUAAAAAAACAAAAUAAGUUAAA